CUAACAGUCUAGGAAGAAAAGAUCAUGCAAACUACUGUUUCUUGUGCUGCACUGAAGCUCUGCCAGGAAUCAGAUCCUUAAAGGGCAGCUCUACACAACGACCAGCUCAGAGGCAUGAGCCAGACCAACAGUGCCUCAAACUCUUUUUGCCUGGAUAGAUGACUCCGUAAUGGCAGCUCCAUAAUGGAGGCUGGUGAGGCCAGGGUGUCCAUGAGAAUUGUUAUCCUGCUGCUCUGGCUUGGGGUGUUUCUAUCCCCUUCUUGCCUCUCCCAGGCAAGGCUUUCUCAACACCUCAGCUCCCCAGAAGUGGUGGUCCCCCUGAAGGUGACAAGCAAGGGCAGAGGUUCACAGGUUCCGGGCUGGCUCUCCUAUAGCAUUCAGUUAGGGGGCUGGAGACACAUUAUCCACAUGAGGGUCAAGAAGUUCCUGGUUUCCAGACACCUACCAGUGUUCACCUACACAGACCAGCAUGCCCUCCAAGAGGAUCAGCCUUUUGUUCCUGAUGACUGCUACUACCAUGGUUAUGUGCAGGGGGUCCCAGGGUCCCUGGUUGCCCUCAGUACCUGUUCUGGAGGUUUUCGAGGAAUGCUACAGAUAAAUGACCUUGCUUAUGAAAUCGAGCCCAUCAGGCACUCUACCACAUUUGAACACCUGGUGUAUAAGAUAGAUAGUGAUGAUGUACAGUUGCCACCUAUGAGAUGUGGCUUGACAAAGAAGGAUGUAGCACACCAACAACUGGGAUUAGAAGAGGCUGAGAAAACAAUUCUGAAGCAAAAUUCAACUGAUAGCUGGUGGGCCCACUCAUGGUUUCUGGAGCUGGUUGUGGUGGUAGAUCGAAAUUUCUUCCUUUACUCCCAAAGUAACUUCUCAAAGGUGCAGGAGGAUGUAUAUCUUGUUAUCAACAUAGUGGAUUCCAUUUAUCAGCAGUUGGAUACCUAUGUGAUUUUGAUUGCGAUUGAGAUUUGGAAUCAUGACAAUGUUUUCUCAAUGAUAAGCAUAGAACAGGUUCUGGAGGAUUUUGCUCAGUGGAAACAAAUCAGUCUUUCGAGGCUACAGUGUGAUGCUGCUCAUAUUUUCAUUAAAGAUUCACUUAUAAGUACACUUGGUAUAGCCUAUGUUGCAGGAAUAUGUCGCCCUCCUAUUGACUGUGCAGUUAAUAAUUUCCAAGAAGACCCCUGGUAUCUUUUUGCCCUCACCGUGGCCCACGAGUUAGGCCAUACUUUGGGUAUGCAGCAUGAUCAAGAAUUCUGCUGGUGUGGGCAAAGUGGUUGCAUCAUGAGUGCUAUUAGAAUGCCAGCAGAGAGAUUCACCAACUGUAGUUAUGCAGCUUUUACAAAGACUACUUUAAACCAAGGAUCAUGUCUGCACAAUCUUCCAAGUACAGGGGAAACGCUUGUGCUGAAGCGCUGUGGAAAUGAUGUGAUUGAAGAAGGAGAGCAGUGUGACUGUGGGUCUCUAAAGCAGUGUGAACAAGAUCCCUGUUGUCUGUUGAACUGCACGCUGAGCCCUGGUUCUGCUUGUGCUUUUGGGCUGUGUUGCAAAGACUGCAAGUUCAUGCCAUCAGGGGCUUUGUGCAGACCACAGAUCAGUGAAUGUGACCUUCCAGAGUGGUGCAAUGGGACAUCCCACCAGUGCCCAGAAGAUGGAUAUGUGCAGGAUGGGAUUCCCUGUGGUGACAAUGCCUACUGCUAUAAAAAGAGUUGUAAUAGCCGUGACAAACAGUGCAGGGAGAUUUUUGGUGAAGAUGCAAAGAGUGCAUCUCAGGAGUGCUACAAAGAAAUCAACUCCCAGGGAAGCCGUUUUGGCCACUGUGGUCUAAAUAGUACUACAUACCUAAAAUGUAAUACCUCAGAUAUCUUCUGUGGGAGAGUUCAAUGUGAGAAUGUAAGAAACAUUCCCUAUCUAAGAGAUCACUCUGCUUUGCAGCACACUCAUAUCAAUGGUGUCACCUGCUGGGGUGUCGGUCAUCAUUUAGGGAUAAACACACCUGAUAUUGGUCAAGUGAAAGAUGGCACCAUGUGUGGUUCAAGAAAGAUCUGCAUACAGAAGAAGUGUGUCAGUGUCCCUCUCCUAUCACAAGUCUGCCUGCCUGAGACCUGCAACAUGAAGGGAAUCUGCAAUAAUAAACAUCACUGCCACUGUGGCUAUGGGUGGUCUCCGCCCUACUGCCUGCACAGAGGCUAUGGAGGUAGUGUUGACAGUGGCCCAGCAUCUCCCAGAAAAGUAUUCUUUCCAGUUAUGAUUCUUAGUUUGUCUGUUUUGCUCCUACUGUUGAUUAUUGUAUUUAUAUAUCUCCAGAAACGUUUGGGUCCCUAGAAGACCAAGGCUCACCCUUCAGAUUAAUAAAAUGCCUCUAAUUCAAUAUCUUAUGCAUUAUAAAGUUUUAGUUUCUUGGAGGUAGAAAUGUUGCGU
Molecule: messenger RNA, 2412 nt
Organism: Eptesicus fuscus (big brown bat)
Lineage: Eukaryota; Metazoa; Chordata; Mammalia; Chiroptera; Vespertilionidae
Gene: ADAM21
Product: ADAM metallopeptidase domain 21
Exons: 2
Coding region: 184-2316 (710 amino acids)
Biological process (GO): male gonad development; proteolysis
Cellular component (GO): sperm head plasma membrane; external side of plasma membrane; plasma membrane
Molecular function (GO): metalloendopeptidase activity
Source: RefSeq, a predicted model, not a curated record